Saprolegnia parasitica CBS 223.65 is the source of this 432-nucleotide messenger RNA. RefSeq lists its product as hypothetical. The record is from RefSeq and is a predicted model, not a curated record. Gene Ontology annotation, molecular function: DNA binding. The transcript has a single exon. NCBI's taxonomy places the organism in Eukaryota, Oomycota, Saprolegniomycetes, Saprolegniales, Saprolegniaceae. The coding region runs from base 1 to 369 and encodes 122 amino acids.
AUGACGCUUGAGAUGACGACCUCCGACGUGUACGAGCCGUCCGAAGGCAAGGGCACGUGGACAGCCGAGGAGCACGACCGCUUUCUCACAGCCAUGCAGCUCUACCCGAACGGUCCGUGGAAGAGCAUCGCGCAGGUCAUCAAGACGCGGUCCGUGCGCCAAACGCAGACGCAUGCCCAGAAAUACCGCGAAAAGCUCGCGCGCCACCAGCGCGGGUUGCGGGUACAGCACGCGUUCCGGCCCGAGGCCGAGCCGGUCCUGCACUGCCCCGAGACGCCGCCGCCGCUGCCCGACCUUCCCGACUGCCUCGACUUUUUCCUUGACGUCCUCGAUGUCUCGUGGUCGACGGCCGAGGUCCUCGAGCUCUAGACCGUGUCAUCGUCCUAUUUAAUUGUUCGUAAAUCUAGACCUAAUAGCCCAUCGUAUAUCGCA